GUUGAAGUAUGAUAUAAGAUUUAUAUAAGUUACUAAACAUAAAGCAAAAGAAAAAGAAAAAAAAACUAAAUCUAUCAGUUUAUUUUAUUUUAUUUUUCUUUUCUAUAUUCUAAUUCUUCUCUGAAUAUACAAUGGUUAAUUCAUCUAUACAGAAAAUCAAACAAGGCAUUGAUGAGCGUAUGAAAGGUGGUAAGACAUUUCCAGCUCUUUAUGCUCUCUUCAAUACCCACUUUAUGCCUGAAAAGCUUCAUAUUGUCGGAUAUGCACGUACUAAAAUGAGUCGUAAAGAAUUUCAUGAACGCAUUAGUACCUCUUUGAAAAACGAUGAGCACGAAGGUAAUGAAAAUAUUAGUCAAUUUUUGGAUAUCUGUCAUUAUGUGUCAGGUCAAUAUGAUGAAGAUGACUCCUUUAAGAACUUGGACAAGUUUGUGACGGAUUUAGAGGAGAAAGCAGAGAUGAAGAAGGAACAGAGAAAUCGUAUCUUUUAUAUGGCCUUGCCACCUGAUUUGGAGUCUUCAAAUUCCCUUUCUACUGAAAUUGGAAAACUUUAUGAACCAGAACAAAACUUGAUGUAUGUUCGUUUUGCAAAUCGUAUCUUUAGCUCUCUUUGGAAUGCUUCUCAUAUUGAUUCUGUACAGAUUACAAUGAAAGAAGCCAUUAGUACUGAAGGUCGUGGUGGUUAUUUUGAUGAAUAUGGCAUUAUUCGUGAUGUUAUGCAAAAUCACUUGUUACAAUUGUUUUGUAUGGUUGCUAUGGAACGUCCUAUUGCACGAGAUGCAGAAGCCAUUCGUGAUGAAAAAGUAAAAGUCUUACGAUGUGUAAAACCUGUUAAACUUGAAGACACUUUAUUAGGUCAAUAUGUAAGUAACGGUAAAGUGCCCGGUUAUCGAGAAGACGAGUCUGUCCCCGACGAUAGUCUCACAGCCACUUUUGCUACCAUGGUCCUCUGGAUCGAUAACGAACGUUGGGAUAAUGUCCCUUUUAUCCUUAAAGCGGGUAAAGCAAUGGACAGCGGUAAAGCAGAAAUUCGUAUUCAUCCAACCUGGGAGGCCAUGUAUAUGAAAUUUAACAACAAGGUACCUGGAUUUUCCUAUGAUACUAUGAUCACUGAACUUGAUUUGACAUACAAGAAUCGUUAUAAAAACUUGAAUAUACCUGAAGCUUAUGAAAAUAUGAUAUUAGACGUUAUGCGUGGAGAUCAUUCAACAUUUGUACGUGACGACGAACUUAAAGCAGCAUGGCGAAUCUUUACACCUCUUUUACAUCAAAUUGAAGAGCAAAAGAUAAAGCCUGAACCCUAUCCAUACGGAACACGUGGACCUAAAAAAUUGGAUGAAUUUGUAAAAAGAUAUGGUGUUGAACGAUUGGAACAUGAAAACUAUCAGUGGCCCUUACAUCAACUUGAUUAAAUAGCAAAAGAUUUGAAGUUCAACUCCAGAAAAUAAAAUAAAAUAAAAUAAUAACCUUUUUUUUUUCUCCAUUCCAUUUCUUUUUUAAAAAAUGUACAUUAACAUUGUUAAU
Cokeromyces recurvatus is the source of this 1521-nucleotide messenger RNA. RefSeq lists its product as uncharacterized. Gene Ontology annotation, biological process: pentose-phosphate shunt, oxidative branch; glucose metabolic process. Lineage: Eukaryota; Fungi; Mucoromycota; Mucoromycetes; Mucorales; Mucoraceae. Gene Ontology annotation, molecular function: glucose-6-phosphate dehydrogenase activity; NADP binding. The transcript is spliced from 6 exons. The record is from RefSeq and is a predicted model, not a curated record. Bases 132 to 1409 code for a protein of 425 amino acids. Gene Ontology annotation, cellular component: cytosol.